AUGGAGUCUCUGGAGCACCUCCCCCAGGAGGCGGUACCACCCACGCGGGACAACCCCUACGGAGGUCAAGAGGCCAGGAACAUGGCAUACGCACGAACGAGAAGCUCGCAAGGGCAAGGGGGGCACGCGUUCCUGAGAGCGGCUCCCACCGACCGAGCUCGAGAGAUUCCAUCGAACGAAUUCGUCUACGCGACGAGACGCGCCUUGGGAGUUGAAGAAUUCUUGGCGGAAAGAUGUCCCAGGUGCCACAGAGGCAGGGAAGGCGAGAUCAUCACAACGGUGCACGCAAGGACCUGUCGAAGGGAUGGAGCACAGGUCAACAUGCACGAGCCGUUAAAAUACGCACUAUCGAGAGCACUCAACGGCCUUCGCGUCAAACACGACGUUGAAAGCGGGGCACCGUUCACGGGGGAAAGAAACCUGAGCAUGGACAUCGUCAUCAGGCCAGGAGCCCUCACGAACGCAUCUUCUCCGGGGUACCGCAACAAAGGAAUACUCCUCGAUGUCACACACGCAGACCCGCAAGCACAGGUACACUUGCGGAACGGCAGCGCGACCAGCGAUGGAAUCGCAGCCCAAGCAUCCGAGGCGCGAAAGCGUCAGCACUACGCUCGUCCGGGACACGUGUCCUUUGACGAACGCAGCUUUAAACUUACCACCUUAGCCGUGGAAAGCUUUGGCCGCCUUGGAGAGGAGGGUUACGAGUUCAUCGAUGAACUUGCGACACAUGCCGUGGGAGGAAGGGACGGAGGAACGAUGGCUCUGAAAGGAGUCUUCAAGGAACGACUUCUUCAGAUCGUUUCGGUGGCUACACAGGUGGCCAUAUCUCGGCGAGUGCAGAGGUACAAGCUCGCAUUGCGCGGGCGUCAAGACGCCGAAAACAGGCGAACAAGAUCGACCUCGGACCAGUCAACGCCAAUGAUAUGGGGAUGGAGUGUAGACGCAUCGUAGAACGCGUUUUCGUUUGAAGUUGGCGUCUUGUUUGAGAGUAGAUGUGACAGAUUUGCGUAGAAUAGGGUAAGAUGUUAUCAUGAACGGAGAUGAAAGGGCUUUUCCAACACGGAGAUGUAGCAUGGAUCAAAGAAUUUGUUGGAUUUCAGCUUUUACAAGCGGACAUCAACGCAGUAGUAUUUUAGCAAGCUUACGAACGCAUAUAGGAUACCAUCAGGAUU
Ectocarpus sp. CCAP 1310/34 is the source of this 1172-nucleotide messenger RNA. Lineage: Eukaryota; Phaeophyceae; Ectocarpales; Ectocarpaceae. The record is from the annotation of a GenBank genome assembly.